AUGUAUUAUUACAUCGCACUAUCGGCACUCGCUGUGCUUGCCACCGCAGCACCUCUCACCCGACGAACUCAAGACGGCCAGUCCGGCUGGCAAGGCGCCAAUGGCACCACUGGCCGACCAAAUCCCACCUACACCACAGAGCAGUUGAGCAAUAUCAAGCUAGCCAUGUCGACCGCCGACCGGCUCAAAUAUAUCCAAAGUCUAGGAGACACAGACCUUUACUUCAAGUUCGACUACAGCAUUGCAGCCAACCCGAAUCCGGUCGCUGGUGCAGGGCAGGGCGGACAAGGAGACCUCUCAUACGUCGGUAACUGGCCGAUCUUGCUUGAUCUGGGCGUCGCCAUGUCCAUGGGCUUCAUGAACCCAUGCGGCAUGAACACCCCUCACACGCACAACCGCGCCACCGAGCUCCUCAUAGUGGUGCAGGGUAACAACGUGCACACGUCCUUCAUCCAGGAAAGCGGAUUGGUAACACCAAUCACAACCACUCUCAACCAAUACCAGGGCGCCGUCUUGCCCAUUGGCUCCAUCCACUACGAGUUUAACGAUAGCUGCGAGCCUGCUGUAUUCGUGGCCGCAUUCUCCAACGAAGAUCCCGGACUCAGUCGAACGGCGCAGAACUUCUUCGGUGAAGAUGGCAGCAUCGUCCAGGCUGAUCUCGGCUUCCUCAAGGUCUUCGAGAACAUCAAUAUACCGAAGUUCCAGUCCCAGAUACCGAAGGCGUUUGCGCUGGGGGCACAGCAGUGCUUGGAAAGGUGUGGUAUCAAGUACAAUGCCACUGAGCACUAG
Molecule: messenger RNA, 789 nt
Organism: Recurvomyces mirabilis
Lineage: Eukaryota; Fungi; Ascomycota; Dothideomycetes; Mycosphaerellales; Teratosphaeriaceae
Exons: 1
Coding region: 1-789 (262 amino acids)
Cellular component (GO): cell wall
Molecular function (GO): manganese ion binding
Source: RefSeq, a predicted model, not a curated record